Messenger RNA from Hyalella azteca, 4430 nucleotides. It is a transcript of the gene Tnpo-SR, whose product is annotated as transportin-3. Gene Ontology annotation, molecular function: small GTPase binding. Gene Ontology annotation, cellular component: cytoplasm; nuclear membrane. The record is from RefSeq and is a predicted model, not a curated record. Gene Ontology annotation, biological process: protein import into nucleus. The transcript is spliced from 18 exons. Lineage: Eukaryota; Metazoa; Arthropoda; Malacostraca; Amphipoda; Hyalellidae. The coding region runs from base 60 to 2882 and encodes 940 amino acids.
AGGUUUCAAUGAAUUUUAGUAAAAUUUAGUUAAAUUUGUGAUUAAGCUGACAUUUUACAAUGGAGGUAGCAUUGAAUGAAGUGUUUGCAGCAAUAGACACUUUAUACUGUGAUCAAAGUAAUGCAGCAGCUAGUGAACAGAAAGAAAACCUACACAAAGCUUCAGAGUGGCUGGGCAACCUUCAGAAAUCAGUACAGUCAUGGAAAAUAGCAGACCAGCUACUACACAUGAAGAGAGAUAUCCGAUCUUGCUUUUUUGCAUCUCAAACUCUCCGCACAAAAAUUCAAUAUUACUUCGUGGAGCUCCCUCUGGAAUCACAUGAAAGUUUCCGCAACUCAAUGCUGGACCAUCUGAGCCACAUCACCGACGACACCCACCAGGGCAUCGCUACGCAGCUUUGUGUUGCCGUGGCCGACCUUGUGCUACUCAUGAGCUCCUGGCAAGACCCUUUUGGUGAUAUAUGCAGUGAAUUUGGUGCCGGCGGGCGGAGAUGUAACCUCGUACCUCUGCUGGAGGUGUUGAUAGCUCUACCCGAAGAGCUGAACUCCCGGCAGUUGCGUCUGGGCCAGAAGAGGAGGGAGCACAUGGAGGCUUAUUGCAAGUCACAGGUGCCACGACUCAUCCAGCUACUGCACGCGGUGAUAACAUCAGACAACCGGCAAGAAAUACGAGUGCUGAGAUGCUUGUCGUCUUGGUUUAACUUGCACUGUGCUGAGUGGGAGCAGCUCAUGAACACGAGCCUCGUGAACUUCAUGCUUGCUAUCGUUGCUGAUCCAAGGGUCCCUCCAAGACAACAUGAGAUCGCUACAGACUGCGUGUGCGCUACCAUGAUCAUGCUGGAGGAGGUCCAGAUCCCAGCGCUGUCGCAGGUGCUGUUCGCGUCCGUCCUGCAGCUCGAGGAAGCUUUCCAUAUCGCCGUGGCUCUCGAAGACCUCGCUGCUGUCACUAAUUACGCAAGAAUGUUUGCAGAGCUUGGGGAGACGCUGGUGCCGCUGAUCGUGUCGCAGCAGCCUGACAACAACGCGUCCACGCAAGUCCUGAACCUGUUACUCAUGUGCGUCGGCCAUCACGAGUGGGAGGUCGCCGAAAUAACUUUCAAUUUCUGGUACAAACUCUCUGAGGACUUAUACCGGAAGAAUUGCGACAACGUAAACGCGAUGUUCAUGCCUUACAUUGAACGACUUUUUGAAGCCCUCUACAGACACUGCCAAAUAGACGUCGAUCACGAAGGCGUCUUGCAAGACUCAGAUGAUUUCUAUGAAUUUCGGGAGCGUGUUCAGGAGCUCAUCAAAGACGUGGUGUUCAUCUGCCGCUCGAAGGUCUGCUUCGAUCAGAUGGCCACCAUCCUGCGCGCCCCUGAGACGCUCAAGUCCUGGCAUCUCGUAGAAGCUGCUCUGUUCGUCAUGCAGAGCGUUGCAAAGAACCUGGUUCCAGAGGACGACAAUGCAGUAGUGACGGAAGUGGUGGAGGGCGUACUGAGUCAAGCGGCCCCUGCUGUGGAUGGCACGUGUGGGGGGGUGCACGUGCAAGUCGCCCUCACGUCCCUACAGCUGCUGGCUGAACUUAACGAGUGGUUCUCUUACCAUCCCGCCCUGCUGCCUAACGUGCUCACCUUCUGCACCCAGCGCCUGCACUGCCCACCUCUAGCUACCCUCGCAGCAAAGGCACUGGACGCGAUCUGCAGCUGCUGCCACGCACACAUGGAGCCUCAUUUCGUGGGCCUCAUGCAGAUCGUCUGCUCGCUCGACUCCAUGAUGGUGUCCAACACCGCGGUCAUUGGACUUCUUAAGGGCGUAACUAACGUUCUUAAUCAGUUCUCUAACGCAGCCAUCCGCACCCAUAUGGAUAAGCUGUGUGGGCUGCAAGUCGACCAUCUUACCAGACUGCUGCAGAGCCCCACUGAGUCUGCGGAGCGCGGCAGUUCAGACGACCCGAUCAUUUGGCUGGACCGCCUCAGCGCCGUCUUCAGACACGUCAACCCCAGCCUCGCUCCUGGGGAGGAACAUCCUUGUCGGGAUGUGGUCAUGAAAGUUUGGCCAGCCAUCUCCGGCAUCAUGGAGAAGUACAGGCACGACGUACGUGUCAUGGAGCAUUGCUGUCGCUGUCUCAGAUUUGCUGUGCGUUGUGUGCAUAAAGCCAGCGCUCCCAUGCUGCCUCCUCUCGUCACCACCAUCGUGAAGCUGUACGGGGAGUCGGGGCACUCGUGCUUCGUGUAUUUGGGCAGCAUCCUUGUGGACGAGUAUGGCACCGAGGCAGGCUGCGUGUCGGGGCUCAUCUCGAUGCUCGAGGCCUUCACUCCUAAGACCUUCGAGCUCCUUAUCCAGCCUCAAGGAUUCAAGAACCAUCCAGACACAGUUGACGACUGGUUCCGACUUUGUACCAGAUUUCUGCAACGCUGUCCGCUGCCGUUCCUGCAAUGUCCUGUAAUAAGCACGAUUAUCGAGUGCGGGCUUCAGGCCUGUCUCCUUGACCACAAGGAUGCCAACGCUGCUGUGCUCAAAUUCUUCCAGGAUCUGCUGCUGUGUGGGCUCAAGGGAACAGAAUCCCCAAGCUACGCAGCGCGACGAGAGAUGGUCGAGAAAGUGCUGUCCCCACACUCGUCCAAGCUCGUGGACAACCUCAUAUCAGGGGCCAUCUUCGUCCUGCCUCCCUACAUGCAUCACGAGGUCGCUGAGACUCUAUUGCAGCUUUGUCAGUUCGAUCGCGGCCGCUUCUGUGCGAUGCUGGAAGCCAAGCUACGCACCAUCCCCCGCAACAACUCCAGCGGCCACGCGGUUGUGACCUUUGAGCAGAUCCAGGAGCUGCACACUACCAUCACCAGCGCCACGCGGUCCAAGGAGAUCGCUAAAGCCCUCAUCGAUUUUUCGCGCUAUUAUACUUGACCGUCUUCCUCCCAGGCUGCAUGCAACGGUUUCUUGACGAAUAGACGCUUCUGCAUUGCCAUAUUGGAGACUUUCUUAUCGUUCGCCUGCAUUAUUAACUUCAGAAUGAAGUUCUAUUUCUGCAUUCACGGUUUAUUAUUCAAUCCCGCCUUGGUAGUCUUACGGAAUGUCCUCCUCGUGCUGUGAAGUUCUCAUCUCUACCAUGUAAUCUUAGUCUCGCAUUACAUUCGGCCGAUUUUCUUCUGUUCUUUGAUUUUAUUAAAGUCAUGCAAUGUGCUUUUCCACCUAGCCAGAACCAUUGCAAUAUCCUUAUUCGUUCUCAUGCUUCGCUUCCUCAUUAACCUUACGCUGUUAAGGAGCGUUGUGUGAAUAAUUUUCUGCCAUGCUUACUACAUGACAGACAAUUAUAUGAUUUCCUUGAUGAUUGGUUUUCUGUUCCGAUUCGAUAAUUAGCUAUACAUAAUUAUGAGAAAUAAGUUUUCUUGAAAACAAACUGUCUUUGAAAGAUCAGUGAGGUUGAGAACUACGUAAUGUUGCCCAUAUUUCCAUAAAUUUUCAUUAAGAACGUCAAAGAUGAUUAACGACGCAAGACGUCAUGCCAGCAGUCUUGAUGAACGUUCAUGCAUUACUUAAACCUAAAAUUGGUUGAUAACACUUGAAUCUUUGACGUUCAGAUGUUCAUUCCCCACUUUUGGUUUUCUUUAGCAAUGUUUCCAGCCAAACUUAUUUGAUAAAAUCUUGUAAUCAAUAUCAAGUCGAGGGUGAAUGGAUACGCACCCUCGGCCUCCUGUAGAUGGCGAGAGCAUGAAGUGAUGUGGGUGUAUUUGGUACGGUCAGAAUCAGUCGUAUGGUCUGGAUAGUUCCUCUUGAAUUUUGUGGUUUCGGAAAUACCUUAUUUUUGUUCCAUUUUGGCUCAGGCCAUCGUUACUAGUAUCAAAUGUGUGCAGUAAUAUUUUGUUCCUAUUUCGAUGCUCCCAUUCUCUUUCUAGUUAGCUGGUAUUCAGUAAGUAUCGGAGGAAAAGCCUUACCGAUUUGUAUAUACCAUUUCUUCAUAUCGAUACUUGACUAACUAAAUUAUUUCAGUAUUCCCAACUCUAUCCGGUCCUUGUUUAUCCACCCAUUGGCAGAAAUCAUAAAACCGUUCUUAAAUUUAUUUUCAUCGUGGAAUCUUCCAACGUUAUUCAUGAACCUGCGUUCAUGGCAUGUAAUGGUAUUUUUACGUCCCUUAAUGCAAUCAUUUGUGUGUCGUUUAUUUUCUGUUUUCUUGCUAUAUUUUGUCUUAUUAAUUAUUAUUAAUUGCACAUCAGUUCAUCCCAUCAUUCAUGUUCAUUUGGAGGAAGUGUUCUCAUUACUCACCGAUAUUUUGUGAAGUGAAUAAUGCAGAUAUAAAUAUUGUACAUAUCUUGUGUUCGGGAAUUUUAAAUUGUACCCAUAUGAUAGGAAGGUAUUUCAUAUGAUAAUAAUCUAUAGAGUUUAUUUCUGCAAUCGUGGCCUACGAGCCAUUGUAUAUAAGAGCAGUUAUCUCUUUAUUGAUUUUCCCUUACUCCU